This is a messenger RNA of Acanthisitta chloris (rifleman), 1677 nucleotides long. RefSeq names its product leucine rich repeat containing 15 (gene LRRC15). Gene Ontology annotation, molecular function: protein binding. NCBI's taxonomy places the organism in Eukaryota, Metazoa, Chordata, Aves, Passeriformes, Acanthisittidae. Gene Ontology annotation, cellular component: plasma membrane. The record is from RefSeq and is a predicted model, not a curated record.
AUGGCUGUGGGUGCUGUGAGCCAGUUUGGUUUUGGCUGUUCAGUGGUGCCAGGAGGUCAGUGUCGCUCACGGCAGCUCACCGUGCUUGUAAAACAUGAAACUGCUCCUGGCCACCAGAGGAGCCAAGAGGCAGACGCCAGGGAUGCCACUAAUAGCUGUGGCCCAAUGGAGCAAGGAGGGUGGCAGCAGUGGCUGCUGCUGCUGGUGGGCAUCCAUCUGGCUGGUGGCCAGUGCCCAGAGCAGUGCCAGUGUGUCCGCACUGCCCAGGUAGAGUGCUCUGGCACUGGCAUCACUGCAGUCCCCAGCCCCAUCCCUGCAAAUGCCAUGACUCUCCAGAUUGUCAACACGCGCAUCACCGAGCUGGGUGACGCGUCCUUCGGCAACGCCUCCCUGCUGAUCGCGCUGCGCAUCGAGAAGAACAACCUGUCGCGCAUAAGCCCUGGGGCCUUCCAGCACCUGCCCGACCUGCGCUACCUCAGCCUGUCCAGCAACAAGCUGCAGGAGCUCCCUGUGCAGGUCUUUGAGCCUCUGGACAAACUGGAGUCUCUACUCCUCUCCAGCAACCAGAUCCUUCAGGUUGAACCUUCCCAUUUCGCCCACCUGAGCAACCUCAAGGAGCUGCAGCUGCACGGGAACAACCUGCAGGAGCUGCAGGAGGGAGUGUUCGACCAGCUCAGCAGCCUCACCAAGCUCAACCUGGCCAGGAACAACAUCGAGCGCCUGCCGCCCCGAGCCUUCGAGCGGCUGGCGCGGCUGCAAGUGCUGCGGCUCUAUGAGAACCGGAUCCGGCAGAUCCCGGCAGGCACCUUUGAUGGACUGCCGGAGCUGCAGGAGCUGGGGCUGCACCAGAACCAGCUGGAGACGCUGUCCCCAGAGCUCUUCGUGCACAACAGCAAGCUGCAGAAGCUCUACCUGUCCAACAACCUCCUCACCACCCUGCCGAGUGGUGUCUUCUUGCCCCUGCAUGCCCUCGCCAAGAUCACUCUGCAUGUCAACCGCCUGCGGGACAUCUCCCCCGCUGCCUUUGGGCCCAUGCCCAACCUGCGGGAGCUGUGGCUCUAUGACAACGAGCUUUCCACCGUCCCUGCUGCCGUCUUCAGCAACCUCACCCAGCUGCAGCUCCUGGUCCUCAGCAAGAACCGUGCCUGGGAGUCCCUGCCCGCCGGCAUCUUCUCCCCCCUGACUACCCUGCAAGAGGUGAGGCUGCACAACAACUCCUGGCACUGUGACAAGGGCAUUCUGCCCCUGCAGGACUGGCUGGAGAAAAACCCCCACAAGGUGGGCGAGACACCUCCCCUGUGUGCUCAGCCUCCUGCCCUGCAGGGCACUCCCAUUGCCAGUCUGCCGCGGGACCAGUUCCGCGACCCCCAGACCCCCAGUCCCAGCCCCCUGCUCCCCGUUCACAGCUCUGAGACAGCAUUGCCAGGGGGUGGCUGGACAGAGUCCCCCACGGAGCUUCCAGUGCCCCCCCAGGAGGAGGAGGAGAAGAGGGAGGAGGAGGAGGAGGAGGAGAGGGGGCAGUGGGGGCUGACACGCACGCAGAGUGCGGUGGUGGUGGCAGUCAUUGUGCUGGUGGGUAUAGCCCUGCUUGCUGCUCUGGUGGCACUGGUGGUCUAUGGCUGUAGGAAGAAGAGCCAUGUUGUGCUCAUGAGGAUGAAGGCACCAAACGAAGCCUGA